AUGGUCGUCUGGGACACUACUGUUGUGCCACAACUUUUCCGAGAGCAGCUCUCGGAAAAGAAGGCGAGCAUUGCCGAGAAUAGCUCUCGGCAAAGCUAUGUAAACUCAGCAUCGCCUCCUCCACACCAUGGCCUCCCGGAUGAGAUCGUCAUCUGGGAGAUCCUCGUCCGCCUGGCCCCCAUAGCCCUCCUCCGCUGCCGCGCCGUCUGCCACGCCUGGCGCCGCGCCACCUCCAACCGCGACUUCCUCCUCGCCCACCAUGGCCGGCAGCCCAGCCUCCCCCUCCUCUACGGCUACAACUUUGUCGGCGACAAAAUCGGGUCCCUAGACAUCAUCCCCUUCGACCACCGGGCAGGGGUCGCCCCCACCGACCAGCUCCGGUCCGUCGCACAACUUCGACGCGCCUUCUUCCGUCCGUUGGCCUCCUGCGACGGCCUGGUCGUCCUCACCAUGAACUAUGCCCGCUUCAUCAUCUGCAACCCGGCAACUCGUCAGUAUGCUCCACUUCCUCUGCUUUCUGACUUCAUUUUCUUGGGUAUGUACCCGCACGGCCCUACGGGCGAGUACCGGUUAUUGCUGGGACCUGAAGCUCAAGAUGGCUGCUAUGUCUACACAUUGUCAACUCAUUAG
Molecule: messenger RNA, 630 nt
Organism: Aegilops tauschii subsp. strangulata
Lineage: Eukaryota; Viridiplantae; Streptophyta; Magnoliopsida; Poales; Poaceae
Product: F-box protein At5g49610-like
Molecular function (GO): protein binding
Source: RefSeq, a predicted model, not a curated record